Molecule: messenger RNA, 8085 nt
Organism: Uranotaenia lowii
Lineage: Eukaryota; Metazoa; Arthropoda; Insecta; Diptera; Culicidae
Product: 1-phosphatidylinositol 4,5-bisphosphate phosphodiesterase epsilon-1-like
Exons: 16
Coding region: 877-7218 (2113 amino acids)
Biological process (GO): phosphatidylinositol-mediated signaling; small GTPase-mediated signal transduction; lipid metabolic process
Molecular function (GO): guanyl-nucleotide exchange factor activity; phosphatidylinositol-4,5-bisphosphate phospholipase C activity
Source: RefSeq, a predicted model, not a curated record
UAAUUUCCGGUGCUUGCGUAUUAGUGAAUGAAAACGAACUGUAUGUCUGCUAUGAGAGCAUAGAGCGAUGUUCCACCAAGAACGAUUUCACUGUUCCAAGAGAUUUUCACGGCACAGUUCUUUCAUAGCUUGCGUCAAGCACGGAGACAACCUGUCGGUUCUAUCUGUAUUUGGGCGUGAAAACUUUGAGUGGUUUUUUCCUUAAAUCGGACAUCUUUUUGGCUACUGAAAAUCAAUAUCUAUUAUUGAUUAAAAUAAAAAGAAAAAAAGGAACAGGGUUCAGUACAAUUAGUGAAACAGAAAUGGUGAAAAUGGAAAAGUUUCUACUUCGAUAUAAACUAUAGAAGGCAUGUGGGUGUAUACGUGCGUGAAAAAUUAAAGAGAGAAUAAAAAGCAAACACCCUUUGCAUGAGGAAAACUUUCCGUUCUUUGUGUGUUUAUGCAAUCGGAAUUUAUUACAAACAGCCACAAACUAUCUUAUUUGGAGGCCAAACUAGUUAUCAAAGAUUAAUAAUAUUGGCGUGCAGUUUGAUGAGGUGUGACAGUGAAUCAUCUUAAAAGAACAAGACAACGGCUCGUUUUCUAUUUUAAUCUUCUAAAACACCGGCAUUGAUAAAAAAGGGAACUAAAACUAUUUGUUUGAAACCGUAUCACACACUCAAGGCCUAAUGUAAUAUAAAUCCGAAGAAACUCGUAGUUAUCUGCUUUUGAUUGUAGUAUCUGUACCAUACACAUCGCUCAUGCCGCUAACAGUACAACGCUCCGUCAGUAGAGAAUACAUCAAUUAUGAAACAAUUUAUAUGUACUGCAUUUUGAAAACAAAAGCCAAAUGAAAUGUCAAAUUAAAAAUUAUUUUUCCAAGUCUAUUAGCAUAACAUGCGCGAAUCCUUUUCGAGUCUUCCAUAUGGUAUUAUCAACAAAAUAGCAGAAAAAGAAACAAUACCAUCGCAAACAUUUUCUUUUUCAUCAAAAUUCUUAUUUCCUGCGGAUAAAGAUCAUAAAUUUGAAUCAACCAACGUGAACGAAUACGAGCUACGAUCAAAGUUUGGGCAAUUAAGUAUUACACCAAAAGCAGUAACAUUAUCGAGUGAUCAGCAGACUACAAUAAUAAUCACAGGGAAGAUUUCUAACGCCUGCGAGAGUGGAAACAUUAAGGAAAUAUUGGUGGAUAACGAUCCUUUGCAGAAUGUUGUAUCUGAUACUAACAGCCCACAAGGCAACACUAGCAAUCUUCCAUCAACAAUCGUCUCGGCAGCAUCUUCAACUGCUCUGCAUAAUGUGGGAUCAGCAACAUUGGUAGCCUCAGCCGUUACGAGCGUUACAUCGGGUAGCAGCGCCGGUGGAGUAAGCACAAAUCCAGCAACUUCAUCAUCAGCACCAUCUUUUGGUGAACUGGAAGAGCUGCAGAGUAUACUCCAUUUCCCGGAAGAAGUUGCGCUGCGCAUUACAGAUACAGAAUACCAACUGUUUUACCAGGUAACGCCAAACGAUUUUAUCAAUGAUGCAAUUGAUGAGUUACAAAACGAAUUUGGAACAGACUUCGAGUUACAAAGCAGUGCCAUCAAUGGCACAACUUGUAUCCCUGUGGGAAAUAAUUCAACAGAGAACAGUUCUAGUGAAAAGAAAGAAUCGCAAAAUUCUCCAGCAACUCUAACCUCGACAGGCAUUACCAUCAGUGAUAUUAAUGAUAACGUCGGAGUGUCGAGUACAGUGAAAUCUUGUUGCUAUUUAUCAUCACUGAACAACAUAAAAAAACGAUUUGAAGAGACUAGCGCGUGGACCAAUCACUUUGUUCUGACGCAAAGCACACAAGAAGAAAGGAGAGCAGCUUUUGCAUGUUUGUUACGUGUUGCAAUAUCGUGCUGGAACAUCGGAAAUUUUAAUGGUGCUAAAGAAAUAAUAGAAGGUCUAAAAUCAAUCCAAACAGAACACAUCUCGCAGUUAACAACAGACCGAAGCAGAAAUUCAGUUUAUGACUUUCUAGCAACAGUUUUUGAUACAUCGGAAUAUAAAAAUGCCGUUUCUCGAGCAUUGGAUAUUCCAACAUGUCGAACAAUACCUUUUUACAAGAAUCACAUCGAUGAAAUGAAACAUUAUUUAAGAGUAAUUGACCAAAGGACAGAGUGUGAAAAUGAGAAAACUGACAAGUAUUAUUUGGGUGAAUUAAAGCCCUCAGCGUCUCGGGAUAACACUGAAUUUCUGCAAAAGUUGAUGCGUUUGGAAUUACCACUUGACUACUCCACGCCAGCCACAACUCCAACGACCGCCAUUUUAACAAGUGAGUCGGCAGCGGAUCCAUUAGUAUACGAACCUGAGGAAGUUCAUGCAAUUGAUCCGUUCACAACAGAAAUAAUGUUUAAAUGUUCACCGGCUAUGAACACCAUUAAUACAUUUGUGGAUCAUCAUCAGAAACUAUGCGGAGAAGUGGCCCCUUGUUUUCUAGAUUUUCUGCGAUCUGCUUCUAACAGUCCACGACAAACCAAAAUACCAUUAUACCAACCAUCUAAUUUACAAGAAUUGGAAGAAGAUUAUGAAGUUGAAAUUGGUAACUACAAUCCGGUUCAGCCUUUGUACUUUGAUCAUGGCGUAAGCAUUGUGCCAUUGUCUGCUAAAAAGAAUUACAACGUAGAUCAUCAUCUUCUGCAGAUUCUCCAUCACGGAACAACGGCAGUGCUAUGGGAACCUGAGAUUCCUGCUGAUAGAUCUACGUACGUUUAUUUACGUUUAGAACGAUCAUGUGCAAGUAUUUCGUGGCAACGCACGUCAUGGCGAAGAGUUAAAUCGCACUAUGACUACACAUUUAAUCAAAAUCCAGAGGAAAGUAUACCUUGUAGAUUUGCGUCUCGUUUCGCAUCUGCGAAUGAUAUUGAGUCACAAUGUCAAAAUUUGGAGGAAGGCAUGCUAGACUUGGUCACUGUAAAAGACAUCUCGAUGGGUUCAAGAAAUCAUGAAUACGAUCCUGAAAUUUUGGCUGCUGGUAAACGGUUUGGACUAACGCACGUUGAGUGCUGUGUUUCGCUAUUGUACGGAGGUUCUGCAAGCGAAAAUAGAAUAUUAUGUAUUCUCUGCCCGCCUAUGUUAUGCCGUACGUGGUACGUUGGGCUUUACUGGAUGCUUCGAGGAUUCAGACGUCAGCAUUGCCUGAUAGAUCGUUCAAUGCUUUGGCUUAAAGAACUAUACAUACAGUUAUACUUCCAAGAAGGUGUGUGUGCUGAACCAACUGUAGCGGAUGCAAUAAAAUCUUUUGGAGGUCAACUUUAUUUGUCUUCCAUCAAAUCUUCGUCCGGCUUGCAUGCAAAUGAUUCAACCUCCGAACUAACAGCGUCUUCAUCAAUGCCGACGACAAGUAAAAAGGACUCAAAUGCCAAAAUACGAAAGAAAAGAUCAAUGGCCAAUUUGCUCAAUCAGAACAAUAUAAAUAGCCACAGCAGUCCGGCAAUUGAUUACACUCUCAGCGAUGUUGAAAAAAUAAGAACAGCCGAACGAAGAAAAGAACGAAAUGGUUCUCAUGAUCAGCUUUGGCAAAAUAUGAAAAAUUUACGAAUUGGAUCUGUAACGCAUGAUACGCAACUGGACUUUCUCAGUUAUGUAUCGCUUUAUCGAUCAUUCAGUGUUUUAACGAGGCCGGAUCUACGUGACAUUUUUAACCAACUAGCUGUAGUAGCUGUGAGUCGCAAUGCGUUUAACGGAGAGAAAAGUAGAAGUGCGCCAGAGUUGUCAGAUGUGGCUGUGAAACGAAAAAUCGGUCUUUUAACUAGAAAUUGUUCGUUAGAUUUGGAUCUAUCGGAUACGAAGCACACCAGAAAAAAGCAUUUUGAUGCUAUUGCAGCAUCGAGCAUUGCGGCAAGUAAUGAUUAUCUCCAAUGUAGUAACAAAGUAAUAACAAUGGCAACACUAAAAAAAUUCCUGGAAACACGCCAGAUGGAAAUAUUAGGCGACGAAGAUGUCAAAUCUAUAAUUCAACGUCAUGAACCUGAGGCAAUGCAUCGCAUUGAAAACUGCAUGAGCUUUGAAGGGUUUGCACGAUAUAUGAUAGACAAGGAUAAUUAUGCGUUCCUUAGCGAAAUUAUGCCAGAAAAUUCUUAUAUGAAUCUUCCGCUUUCGCAGUAUUACAUAGCUUCUUCUCAUAAUACAUACCUUACCGGACACCAACUAAAAGGAGAAAGUUCGGUAGAAUUGUACAGCCAAGUGCUACUGACAGGAGCACGAUGUGUUGAAUUAGACUGUUGGGAUGGAGACGAUGGCACACCUGUUAUUUACCAUGGCCAUACUUUUACUACGAAGAUACCUUUUAGAGCAGUGGUUGAAGCAAUAAAUAAAUCUGCCUUUGUGCAGUCCGCCUAUCCUGUAAUUUUGUCCAUCGAAAAUCAUUGCUCUGUAGCACAACAACAAAGAAUGGCAAAUAUUUUCCAGUCCAUCCUUGGUGACAAGUUAGUAACCAACUUUUUAUUCGAUCAAGAUUACACUGAUGAACCCCAUUUGCCUUCUCCGCUUUCGCUUAAAAAUAAAAUACUCUUAAAAAAUAAAAAACUAAUAGUAGAGGUUCCUCCCACGCUAACUACCGGACUGACGCGCCAAAACACCUAUAAGCAAUCGAAUUUAUCCAGUAGAGCAAGUUCAAUUAUUUCCAAUACAAGUGGCAGCUCCUUGAAUGAAGAAUACAGUGAUGAUGAAUAUGAAGAUGAUGAUGAUUUUGACAAUAUUGAUGAAAAAACAUAUCACGGAAACUGGGGAUCAAUAGAGGAUAAGUCCAGACAUAGUUUGUCUCAUGCAAACAUCUCAACACCAACGAGACAACGUCUUGAACAACAACAUGUCCAAUUGCAGCAACAACAACUAAUUCAACAACAACAGCUUCAAAUUCUACAGGACGAUAGAUCUCGUAAACGCAGUAACCAAAUAGCACGAGAACUGUCCGACUUGGUGAUCUACAUUCAAGCUAUCAAGUAUCGAGGGCUGAAUCCAUAUAGUCCUCAUGGUUCCAUACGUGCCAACCCUAAACAGCAACUAAAAGCAAGUGGAAGUGUAGUUACUGUAGGUAGCAUUUUAAAAAAUAGUUCUGGUGACACCUUAAGCCUGCCGUCGUCUAGCCAUUUAUCCGACAGCGUUUCGUUGAACUAUGAUACCUCGAGUAUCAGCGGCAGCGAAAGCCAUCUUUCAACAACUACUCGCACUAGAAGCAUCCCGAAUGCAAAUCACCCUUGCUAUCAGUGUGCUUCAUUGAAUGAAGCCAGCGCUAAGAAGUUAUGUCGCAAAGAUCCUUCCGGGUUGAUAGCUCAUACAGAAACUCAACUGAUGCGUACAUAUCCGGCUGGCCUACGGAUAGAUUCAUCUAACUUCAAUCCCGUAUUUUUUUGGUCAUUUGGUUUUCAGAUGGUAGCGUUAAACUACCAAACCGAAGACAUGCCGAUGCACAUUAAUAAGGCGAUGUUUGAAGAAAACAAUAGUUGUGGUUAUGUACGUAAGCCUGAUGUUCUCUGGAAUCGAUCUCACUUGAUGUAUCGGCGGUUUAAUCCAUUGGAAAAAGAAUUUGAUGGCCUCCACGUAACACAAUUGGUGAUAAACGUUGUUUCUGGACAAUAUUUAAACCAGGCAACUUGUGGUUCUACAAUUCAUAUAGAAAUUGAAUUGUUGGGUAUACCUAUAGAUUGUGGCAGAAGAAAAACAAAGCCAGUAAAACAUAAUCUAUUUAAUCCGGUCUGGAAUGAAACAUUCUUCUUCAAAAUAAUGUUUCAUGAUUUAGCAUUUCUUAAAUUUACGUUGUACGAGUCAGACAAUGUGGUGGUUGCGCAAAGAGUGAUAUCUUUGAAAUGUUUUAGGCCAGGUUAUCGACAUGUUCGUCUAAGAACUCCAACUAAUCAGCCAUUCCACAUGGCGUCCCUUUUCGUAUACACGCGUGUAGAGGAGGAAGGCUUGGACCGCUCGUAUGGUGAAAUUGAUGAACAGUAUCUACAGCAGUCGCGUUUAGCAACCAGAAAAGAUAUGGUGGAAGAUUCGGAGCCACUUUUGGAAAGUAAAGUACCUCUUCUAAAACGAAAAACAUUUUUUUGUACUAUAUAUGAUGCAGUGCCGAAUAAUCCUUUUACUAUUCUCAAAAUUACACAAGAAUGCACAACGAAAGAUGUACUUAUGAUGGUGCUACAGAAAAUACAUAAACAAAGAGCGGAUAUUACAAAUUAUAUACUGAUAGAGGAAGUUUACACAGGCUGGGAGAAAAAGGAUAAAAGACAUCCACCAACUCAGCGUGUUCUGGACCUAACAGAAAAGCCACUUCAAGCUCAAGCUAGUUGGAAAGGCGACGGUCGAUUCAUAUUGAAACAAAUAGGAAAUGAUCCAAGCAGCAGAGCAUGGGUGACAUCUAUCCGUCGAAGUGCGGAUGCAAGGCGUGCCUCAAUUGCGACUACAACGGGAGGAGGAGAAACCGCUGGCGAUAAGGAACCUGGAACUGCUGCCGAUGAUCCUUUGGCGCUGGAGAAUGUUGACAAUUUUCUGGUGUGCGUGUACAAUGUCUCUCAUGACAUACCGUACGCAAUAUUACGAGUACCUAUCAAAUCAACAGCACAAGACGUUUUGGCUCAGGCCUUAUUAAAAGCACGCCGCAUUGACAACCCCAAUAAUUUUUUACUAGUCGAAGAACUUAACUUUAACAACAAAAGCAAUGACACAAUGCAGCGAAUUUUGUUGGAUGAUGAAAAUGUUUACAUGACACAGGCCAACUGGAAAUCGAUAGGUCGUUUUGUGAUACAUGAACGAAACCAACUAACUCCUUCAACGAUUCGCAAAACGAUCUUACCGAUAGAGAAAAUAAGUAGGGGAUUCAGUAUUAGUAGAGGCUCCUCGUCUUCUUCAACAUCUGUCCAUUCGACAGCAGCGAAAUCACCAAUCCAGGUGGCUCUCAGUGAUCCCACUACAUCAAGAAUUAAAUGUCGCUCAGCAGAUGUUACAUAUCAUGGUACGAAGUCCAAACCAUCGCGCGAGCUAGGGUCCGCUUAUCAGGGCUCUAGUGGAGGACGCCACAAGUAUAGCUCCGAAAAAGAUACUUCAUUUUCGAGUACGAGUAGUAGCAGCAAUGCGACCAACAACUCAAAUAACCGUAGAGAAGUUCAUUCCGAAGGCGAAACGCUAAGCGACGAAGAAAGCAAAGAUAGUGAUAUUCUAUCAACCAUGUCGCGUUUCAAACGAAUGUCGAUUAAAAAACUAAAAUCCUGGAAAUCAUAAAUUGUUGCCGCUCAUUGGUCCAAUCAUUAUGAUUUCAUUGGAUAGGGAUGCACAAGUAGGAUACUAAUCAUCGUAACCCUAGCAAUCAUCUUACAACAUAAUUUUCGUUUUCUGUAUACAAGAUGUGAAUCAAAGAUCGUUCAUAAAUUCGAAAUGAAAGAAUUAUUUCGAGGCGGAACCAGAAAAUUUCAUAUAGUAAUAAACCAUGACAUUAAAAAGCGCGUUUAUAACAUUAAAUAAAUAACAAGCGAAAACUAUGUGAUAAUUAUUAAUACACUAAACCAAAUAACUGUAAUAUCGGAUUGACCUUUGGUUGGAAUUUUAUCAGAAGUGACAGAAAAAAUUCAUAUACAAAACAAAUAACCUUCCUUCCAAGAAGUCUCGUUUCACCUUACUCAAAGGUUAAAAAAAUGCAACAUAAUCAAAUAGAUCGAUCUCUAGGAAUGGAAAAAAAAACUAUAUUAACGGAACCAAACCGAAAAGUAUUUCUUUUCUUAUGAAAAGACAAGCUGUGUUAAAAUGGAAUGCGUUAUGUUAUUGUUGAAAAUGCACUAGAGUAUUAUAUUGAUAAGUAAAAUGCUUUACCAUCACUUGAACAUGAAUGAAUUAAGAGUAUUUUUAUUUUCUGAUUACUGGGUCCAUAGAAUGAAACGAAAUGCAACAUUAAAAUAAACCACUUAUUCUUGGUGUUUAUGUGUGUCAAUCUGAGGUUUGUACGAAUAUUUAUGAUCAUUAUAAAUAUAAUUAGUGACGAUUUGAAAAUUAACAUUGAAAUAAAGUCGUUUAAAAAGAAAACUAUUAAUAUACAUAUUGUAAAAACUGAAAAUAAUGUUAGAAUUUUUAUAACAUGUUUUUUUUACCACAAAA